Penicillium robsamsonii is the source of this 453-nucleotide messenger RNA. RefSeq names its product DUF4334 domain-containing protein. The transcript has 3 exons. The coding region runs from base 1 to 453 and encodes 150 amino acids. The record is from RefSeq and is a predicted model, not a curated record. Lineage: Eukaryota; Fungi; Ascomycota; Eurotiomycetes; Eurotiales; Aspergillaceae.
AUGUCCUCAAGCACCCCUCAGGAUCAGUUCGCUGCUCUCGUUGCUAAGGGUGGCAAGUUGAAUGAAGCCGACAUCGAGACCAGUUAUAACAAGCUCCCGGCUCUUCCCAUUGAUUUCCUCCGCGGAGAAUGGAAGGGCGGAAGCUUCGAUACAGGUCACCCCGGCCACGCCCAGCUCUUAACGAUGAACUGGCUUGGAAAGACCUUCCACUCCACCGAGAAAGUCGACCCUAUUGUUGUGUCACAGGAUGGAAAGCGGGUAUGCGAUGAGAACUGGGGUCAUGCCGUGCUCCGUGAAGUUCGUUUCCGUGGUAUUGUGUCAACAGCUAUGAUCUACGAUAAGCAUCCUAUCAUUGACCACUUCCGCCAUGUUAAUGACAAGCUCAUUGCUGGCGCCAUGGACACUAGCAGCUUUGGUAACUCCGGUACCUACUACUUCUACCUUUACCAAUAA